UUCAUCCCACUCAAACUCAACCAAACAAAUACAAUCCCACUUCACUUACAAAGUGUAGAUCAUUCUGCUAUCUCUUCCUGCAAUUAUAAUUUUGUCUUUGCAGAAACAGAAGCUAGAUUAUCAGGAAGAAUGGGGAAAGGAGGCCGGAUGCCCGUGGCGGUUGAGGAGAGAAAGGCCGAACAAAAUGAAAAUGCGGUUCACAGAGUUCCUCAUCAAAAACCACCUUUCACAAUCGCAGAUAUUAAGAAAGCCAUUCCGCCACACUGUUUUCAGAGGUCCUUGAUUCGCUCUUCCUCUUACCUUGUUUUCGACUUGAUCGUCUGUUUCCUUUUGUACUACGCAGCCACGAGCUAUAUUCCUCUGCUUCCCAAGCCUCUCAGCUACUUGGCAUGGACGGCUUACGUCUAUGUCCAAGGCUGUUUCAUGUUCGCGGUGUGGGUGGUGGCGCAUGAAUGCGGCCAUCAUGGCUUUAGUGAGUAUCACUGGCUUAAUGACACUGUUGGCUAUGUUCUUCAUUCUCUUCUCCUCGUCCCUUACUUUUCGUGGAAAAUCAGCCACCGCAGGCAUCAUGCCAAUACCAAUUCUCUCGACCGUGAUGAAAAUCAUGUUCCUCGAUUUAAGCACACCAUUCGCUCUUACUAUCAUUACUUCAACAACCCUGUUGGUCGCGUUUUCAUCAUCGCGUUCACUCUCACCCUGGGAUGGCCUUUGUAUUUGAUUGUCAACAUUGCCGGACGAUCCUACGAUCGUGUCGCAAGUCAUUUUGAUCCAUACAGUCCCAUCUACUCAGAACGCGAACGUCUUCAGAUUCUGCUUUCGGAUAUCGGUUUUCUUGCUGGAUUCUAUCUGGUAUAUCGCGUUGCCCUGGUCAAAGGAUUUACGUGGGUGAUGCUAGUGUACGGAGCUCCCUUACACGUGGUGAAUGGAUUCCUGGUGAUGAUUACUCUGUUGCAUCACACUCAUCUCUCGCUGCCUCACUACGAUUCGUCGGAAUGGGAUUGGCUGAGGGGAGCUCUAGCCACAGUGGACAGAGAUUACGGAAUUCUAAACAAAGUGUUUCAUCACAUUUCAGACACGCAUGUGCUCCACCAUUUGAUCUCCAGCAUUCCGCAUUACCAUGCUGAGGAGGCGACCGAAGCCAUCAAGCCGGUGUUGGGAGAUUACUACCAUUAUGACGGGACUCCAUUUUACAAGGCAAUGUGGAGAGAAGCCAAAGAAUGUUUAUAUGUUGAAGCUGAGGAUGGAGACAAGGCUAAAGGUGUCUACUGGUACAAAAACAAGCUUUAAGUUAAUUAGUUCAAGAUAACAAACUCGAUUAAGUUAUAAGUAUCAGAAGAGCGAUGCUCCAAGUUUUUAAUAAGAGUAAUGUAUUAUAUGUCAUCUUCCAUGCCUUUAUUCAAUCUAUCCACGGAUUCUUAGUCAUCAGUUUUUUAUUCA
This is a messenger RNA of Daucus carota subsp. sativus, 1437 nucleotides long. RefSeq names its product delta(12)-fatty-acid desaturase FAD2. Bases 130 to 1287 code for a protein of 385 amino acids. The record is from RefSeq and is a predicted model, not a curated record. NCBI's taxonomy places the organism in Eukaryota, Viridiplantae, Streptophyta, Magnoliopsida, Apiales, Apiaceae. Gene Ontology annotation, biological process: lipid metabolic process. Gene Ontology annotation, molecular function: oxidoreductase activity, acting on paired donors, with oxidation of a pair of donors resulting in the reduction of molecular oxygen to two molecules of water. The transcript has a single exon.